Messenger RNA from Cricetulus griseus (Chinese hamster), 4577 nucleotides. NCBI's taxonomy places the organism in Eukaryota, Metazoa, Chordata, Mammalia, Rodentia, Cricetidae. The record is from RefSeq and is a predicted model, not a curated record.
ACACGCCUAGGGACAGGGGGCGGAGUGCACGCGGGACGACGCGCCGAGAAGGUCACGGUGGCCCGGUGUUUUGCUGGGCGUAUUAGGACGUGCCAGGGCGGCCAAUGAGCCCUGGGAUGGUGGCCUGCGGACCCUCCCUGGGCGGUGCUCCUCUGCUCUGAGGUACCGCCCUUCCGGGCAAGGUACCCCGUUGGACCACCGAACCUAGGCCACGCCACUGCACAAGCAGUGGGUCUCCCCGAUUAAAAAGAGGGGGUGGUUUAGUGGGCUCCAGAGGAAUGAGGCGGGUGGACGCAAUUGAGCUAUGCUGUGAACAAGGUUAUAGGACUGGUGAUUGCAUCGGCGAAAGCAGGGCGUUCCCCUAUUCCCUCACCUGGGUCAGGUGUGCGCCCGUUGGGCGGGUCCUGUCGGGGAGGCGAGGCCGGCCAAGGAUAACGCCUUCCUCUUCCUGGGCUGGUGAGAGGAGCUCGGGCACCGGGCGGAGCGGCGGGCAUCAGUGAGUACGGGUCUGAGCGGCUGGGGCAAGUCGGUAUUGUGGCCACUCUGCAUCUUGCAAAGGGCACUGUGAAAGAGAAUGAAACAGUCAAGUCCCUGGGUCUGUCUGUGCGCAUCCACCAAGUUCAUACUCCACGGAUCGUUUGGCAAAUCCUCAGAACUCAAGAUUAGUUUCUACACUCUUGGUCAUGAAAGGUUUGGUUGACUGUUAAUCACAGACGUUUCAGUUCAUUACAGAAAAACUGCAUUUCCAGUUUUGAAGAUUGGUUUUCAUCUUGUUAUUUUUCUAAUAUCUGAUAUUUUACUAUCUUCUGGUUUCAAGUUGUUUUGAGAAGUGGCAUCCUGUGUACUUGUCACAGAUGGGAGAGUUGCACCUUUGAUACAGAGAUUUGUGUAGGGCUUUUGUGGGAACGGGGUCUCUGGGAAGGGAUAUUCUCCCGGUGGAGAAUGCUCUCAGUGCUGCGCCUCUGGAUAAAGUGCCUGUAUGUUCCUUUUUAGAGCUUUGAAUUGGCCAGUAACAAUAGGAAGCAGUUUUCUCUGCUGUCAAAAUGUGCGGUCUUCGCGUCAUUUCAAUAAAUGUUACCACUGCCCUGCUAAGGCAGAGCAGGGAACAAAGACUUGAGAAACCUUAUCCGUAGGAAUGCCCUGCCCUGGGGCAGAAGCCUUGCCCUGCUCUGUGUUUACCAAGUGAACAGGUUCUGUAUUCCUGCUGGCCCAGGUACUUCCUUCAGAUAUGAGGAAAUGUUUAGAUUCAUAAUGAGUUGGUAAACCUGCGCACAAAGUUUAGAGAAUAACAGGGCUGGGUUUAAGGUGCUGUUUUAUUCUACACUGUGGCCUGUUAUUGAAAUACCAUAGCAGCAUCUGGUUGUUUGCAAAUUGCUAUGCUGGAGGUUAAAAUAGAAUACGUGAUAACUUCCAUCCUGUUUACGGCAUCUUAAUUAAGGAGAAUCGACUAUUGGCUCACUAUGUUUAGUUUCUGUGAAAUUAGUAAAUACUGCUCUUCCACUUUUUUAAUUUUACAAAAGGUUUAAAAAAAAAACUCUGGUACAUUCAUUAUUUUUUUAUUUUUAUUCUCAGGAGAUUUCUCCCUAGUAUAAAUAUAAAUAUUUGGUGUUUCAAAAUAAAAGGUGAUAAUAAUCAAAGGUAUAAUUUGUGCAUUGUGAUUAUUAAGAGUCGCAGGUCCUUGUAAAUUCACUCAUUUGAAAAUGGUGUUGUGAAAUGACAGGAUUCGUUAAUAUUUAAAGUCUAAACACAUUAAAAUUAAAUUUUCCUGUUUCUUUAAUGACAGACAAGCAGGCAUCUAUGAUCCUAUCCUAAACCAACAUCUGAAUUUCUCUGGGAAGCAAGUACAAGGCAAAGAUUUUUCUGCCCUUGCUCCCAGCUCUUUGUCCCCAUCCAUAGCCAGGUGCCAGAUCGGGGGAAAGAAGUGGAGUUUGGAUAAUUUGGUUGUAAAACUUGUUUAAAGAGGUUAAUGGCCUGACCAGUAACAUAGAUUCUGACUUAACUGAUUUGACAGACUUGGGCUCCUUAAGACAAAGUGAGUAGUUAAAACUCAAGCCCCAGAAAGAUUACACUGAUCUAGACAGAUGGAAGAUGUCAACAUCAGUGCUUAAAGUUGUGCUUCUUGGGGAAGGCAGCAUUUCAGAGCCUCUUGAGAGGCUUAGCUCUUUUUUAAAUUUUUUUUUAACUAAGGUUUUAUCAACUGCUCUAAAUAUAAACCUAGUUGUGCUCUUAUUUCUUUGGUUUCUAAUGGGAUUUUUAUCAACUUAGCAAAUUAACCUUGUAAAUUAAAAUUUUAAGACCUGGAUUAAUACAGAAUGAAAAUGUAGAAAGCCAUUUCUAGAUGUACUUUUCCUAUAUGUAUUGUUUUUGUAUUUCUGUUGAUGUUUGUUUUUAUUUGUUUGUUGAAAGUUGGUUGUUGAUGACAUUAAUUUAUGAUCUAAUACUCUAACAGGAAAAGAGGAGGGACCCUUUGAUCUCCGGGCUUUGGUCUUGACCCUGGUUCUAGUUUAGAAGUAGUGGUCAGCUUUCUUACUCCAGUUCAAGUUUGUCCAAAAUGAGUUGUGAAUGACACUCUUUGGCCCCUAGCCUGGGUUAUUAACAAAUUGUCAAUAUGUAAAAUGAUUUCCAGAUCUUAAGUUCACUGAAGCUAUGAGGUUUACAAAGUAAAUUUUUUCUUCACAACUUUUAUAAACUCUUCUUAAUAUAUUAAUAGUAUGACAUUAUUUCAAAAUUUAGAAAUAUCCAUAUGUUUUAGUUGCUUCUGAAAAAAAAAAAGUUACUUUCUUGGCUUAAGAUUUCUUCAGAAAAAAAAAAAAAAACCUUAUAGCUUGCUUGACUUUGGAAUUCAGUGGUUUAAGGCUUUUAUGAGUAUUCAAAUCCUGAUUAUGAGGUGAAGUUGAGGAGAUAUUAUGGUCAUUCAGAAGAACCAUUGAAUAGGAUGUUAUCCCUGCUCGGUUGUCAUUAUAGCAAAACAGAGGAAAAGGGAGUGUAAGGAUUCAGUCAUUAUGAGAAAAGCCAACUGUAUCAAAUUUUAUAUCUAUUACAGACAAUUAUGAAGUAUAUCUUUUGUUAAUCCUCAAGUUCGACUUUCUAUUACACUAAGGUGAUUUAAUUAUGAGAAGAAGAUACUUAAUGAGGAGAAAAGCCCAGCCACCUUUUACCUAGGAACCCAAGAUCCCAUGUUUUCAUAAUUGGUGAGAGUUUGAGUGUUGAGUGUUAGCCAUCUGCAAGAUUUCACAACUUAAGAAAACAGAGAUGAGAUCAUCAAUAAAUGAGGACUGGAAGUUACUCUCCUUAGUAACAUUUGACUUUAAAUGCUUAACUGUGUGAGAGAAUGAAACUGAAAUACAUUCUGAAACUAGAUGUUUUUUCCCCCUCUGUAGUAUGUUUUUUUAAUCUUUCAGUGAAUAACCCUAUACCUUCUAAUCUGAAAUCAGAAGCAAAGAAGGCUGCCAAAAUAUUAAGAGAAUUUACAGAAAUAACUUCCAGAAAUGGACCUGAUAAGAUCAUUCCUGCCCAUGUGAUUGCAAAAGCAAAAGGACUUGCAGUUUUGUCUGUCAUUAAAGCUGGAUUUCUGGUGACAGCCAGGGGAGGCAGUGGGAUUGUCCUGGCACGUCUUCCAGAUGGAAAAUGGUCUGCACCUUCAGCCAUUGGGAUAGCUGGGCUUGGUGGAGGAUUUGAAAUAGGAAUUGAGGUGUCCGAUUUGGUGAUAAUUCUGAAUUAUGACAAAGCAGUAGAAGCCUUUGCAAAGGGUGGAAACCUGACACUUGGAGGGAAUUUUACUGUAGCAGUUGGGCCCCUUGGCAGGAACCUGGAAGGAAACGUAUCCCUGAGAAGCUCUGCAGCUGUCUUCACUUACUGCAAAUCCCGGGGCCUUUUUGCUGGCAUUUCCCUAGAAGGAAGCUGUUUGAUUGAAAGAAAAGAAACCAAUAAGAAAUUUUACUGUCAGGACAUUCGAGCAUAUGACAUUUUAUUUGGAGAUGUUCCACAGCCUGCUCAAGCAGAAGAUCUUUAUGAAAUCCUCAACUCCUUUACUGAAAAGUAUGAAAAUGAAGGACAACGCAUCAAUUUGAGAAAAGUAGCACGAGAGCAGAGGAAGGCUAAAGAAUUACCUCCAAAACCAUCAUCAAGACCACAGCAAUCCCGAGCACCUGUCCAACUGAAUUCUGGCUCCCAGAGUAAUGGAAAUGGAUAUAAGCUAUAUCCUGAACUUUCUAGCUAUCAUGAGAAAAAUGGAAGUUUGAAUCAGCCAAUAGAAGUGACAGCACUGUACUCUUUUGAAGGGCAACAACCAGGGGAUUUGAAUUUUCAAGCCGGAGACAGAAUCACAGUUAUAUCAAAGACUGACUCACAUUUUGAUUGGUGGGAAGGAAAACUUCGAGGUCAAACUGGCAUUUUUCCAGCCAACUAUGUAACUAUGAAUUAAAGUUCAUGCUAUUUUGUUAUUUGAUUCAAAACUAUCUCUACACAGACAGGAUUCAUUUAUUUACACAAACCUGUUUGACCACAUCUUUGCCCUGCAAAUGUUUUAUCCAGUUGUAAAAGAUUUUUCUCCAAAUAUAAAUAAAUGGUUAAAGUGA